AUGCUUGAACUAUCCGGCUGCUCAAGUCUACGACAUUUUCCAGAAAUCUCGGAAACCAUGGAACAUUUAAAGUAUCUUUACUUAGAUGGAACAGCCGUUGAAGAGCUACCCUUAUCCACAGAGAAUCUAAAAAAUCUUUGUUGGCUACGUCUUGAAAAUUGCAGAAACCUUAUCUAUCUUCCAGAAAGCCUCCGCAAUUCAACAUCUCUUUAUGGCAUUAAUAUAUCUGGUUGCCCGAAACUUAAGAAGACGGCGUUUAAAGUUUCUGAUUGUCAAUAUCCAGAUAGAGGUUAUAUGCUAACAUCACUUCCUGAACUGAGCAAACUGGACUUAGCUCUAGAAGAAACUAAAUAUAUUCUAAUCAGACCAGUUUCCGACGAGAGCAGGUUAAUUUCACUAACAUCCUUAGAUCUGAGUGGCAACAUAUUUGAGAUGCUGCCUGCAAGCAUCAAGCAACUCUUUGCACUGAGGGAUCUUGACAUAAGUUUUUGUGAUAGGCUUCGAUCCUUGUCAUAUCUUCCUCAGUCUCUUAUUUAUUUAAACGCUAACGAAUGUAGAUCGUUGGAAACCGCAUCUGGCAUUAAACACCUCCUUAGUGAAUAUAUUUGCAGGUGUAUUCUCAAAAAAAAAAAAAAAACACAGUUGCAAGAGGAAAAUUCAUCUUCACAAACUGCUUCAAAUUGGAUCCGACACCAUGGGAUGAGUACAAGGCAUGUGUGGACUGGACAAUUGAACUCUCAUCUGCAAUUGUGCCUGGUCAGAGCAUUUGCGUGCAGCAAGUUUAUAGUGCCAGGAUUAUCAUUGAUCCUUUAAAAGAAUUUCCUCCUGGAAAUUUGAUAUAUACAAGCAUGGAAAACUCAAUAAAAAUCCCAUUUUCUAAACAUUUUGAUGAUUGUAUCUUUAGAUUCUGGGAGGCUGAUCUAUCCUUGGUUAUAACUUUCCCGACUAAUUCCAUUCUUGAACCUUAUAAAAUUUACGGUAUUAAGUGUCAUUCUUUUCGAAACCUGGUGAGGGUGGAGUCUAUCGUAGUUUGGUCAGAGCGCAAGAAGAACCUUUUCUCGAUUAUGGGUUCUAGAGACGCCUCGUUAAAACUCUUCCUUUAUCCUGAAGAUAAAGAUGAGCUGAAGGGCAUUAAUUGUGGAGUGCGUCCUCUAUGUUCCUGUCCGAAGAAAUGCACUCGAACACCGGCAUUAAAGACAAAAAUUGAAUUGGCGUAAGCUAUCAGAUAGUGCAAGAUCACGGCUGUUGUAUCAAAGUCACAACAUUAUGCACAAUUAUUUUAGUUUCAAUAUUGACGACGAUGUUACAUUCUACAAUUAUUGCCAUUAACAGAAAAGACAGAUGCGCCAGGUAUCUUCCUUCUCACGAUCUACCUAUGAGUGGCAUGGAUUAUAAAAGUAAUGAUUACUUGCCUUCUCCCUGAUA
Molecule: messenger RNA, 1425 nt
Organism: Mercurialis annua (annual mercury)
Lineage: Eukaryota; Viridiplantae; Streptophyta; Magnoliopsida; Malpighiales; Euphorbiaceae
Product: disease resistance-like protein DSC1
Exons: 3
Coding region: 1-813 (270 amino acids)
Source: RefSeq, a predicted model, not a curated record